AAUCAAUAACUUUGCAGAAUAAGUUUUUAUGAAAACUUUGUUGAACAAACAUAUAUCUAACUUAUGAAUAGUCACGUUUUUUUUUUCGCUCGUUGUUUUUUUAAAGAGAUAACUAUAAUAGAGAUUGGUAGCUAUAUACCAUACUGAAUAAGGAAAAAUUAACUAUGUGAAAAUACUUUGUGCUAUUUGAAUUUAUCUUUAUGUUGUUUUAAUCAUAUAAUAUACUGAGAAAAUGUUAUCUUUUGAAAAAUAAAGAAAUCAUGUAUUGAUCGUAGAAAUAAUGCUAUUCUUAAACAUAUUUUAUCUAGAAUUUUAUGUUUUUGUUUAUUUAUUAUUUAUGUAACUUAGGGAUAAUUAUUUAAAAAUAAGUGUAUAUCUUUAAAUUUAUGAAAUAUGGCUUAUUUUGUUAAGUUUGAUUUCUUUUUGGAUUUAAAAUUUUAAAUUCUAUAAAUUAACGAAAAACGAAACCUUAAAACCAAUUAAGUCACAAAGUCAAACUUUAGUCAAGGAACCUAACAACUAUAACAGCAUAGGUUAUAUCAGUAUCGGCAAAGUAAGAUUGAUUUACGAAGAAGAUGAAUAGUACUGAAGAACAAGAAAGAAACGAGAAGGAAAUAGAAGACCUAGCGAUUAUUUUGUUUUGGAUAGAGCGUCCGUUUCUCGUCAUACUUCUCCUCUACUCCAGUUUCGUCUCAGUUCUGAUCGGCCUUCUGCUUCUCGUUACUACUCUUCUCGCCAUAAUAUUCUUCUUAUUAUGCCCUCGACUCUCUUUUGCUGGACCCUCUGGUAUCGGUGGACUCUGGCUGUUUCUAUCAGACCGGUUCAUGUUUCUAUUGGCUCUAAGCUCUCAUGAGACCAUACUCGUUUGGCUUCUCACCGUUUUUAUCUCCCUCGUGAACCACUCUGCUUACAUCAUCGAGUACAUUGUUAGAUCUUAUAAAUCUCAUCAUACCAUAUCACUUCCUCUUCAGUCCCCCGAAGUAAGAAGGAAUGAUGAUGAGAUCAAGGAACUAGAGAAGAUGGGGAAGUUAUUAGGAGAGUUAAGAGAAGAUGGAAAGAAGAUGGAUAUAGAAAUAGAGCUUAUCCAGCAAACUAUCCACUCAGAUCUUGAGAAACACAGAAAAACUUUGUCUUUGAACCUCUUAGAGUUACGUGAAGAGUUGGGAGAUGAUGGAGAAAAGAUGGGGGCAUAUAUGGAGCUGAUUAAGAACUUCGUUAACUCAGAGCUUGUAACUCCGAGAGGCGACUUGAACCUCAAUAUUAAUAAUGAUAUCCGGGAAGAUGUAUCAGAUGAGGAGGAUAUCAAAGCUUGGAGAGUAAAACUGAAAUCUGUAGCUGAAGAAGUUCAUGAGACCUACUUUGUUAUCCAAGAAACUGCAAAGGCGGCGAAAACAACAGCUGACAGGGCCAAUCUAACCUACAUGAUUGUGGACGAAAUUUCGAAAGAAAUGGAAACUAUGAGUGGGAUGAUAAAAGAAGAAGCCCUUGAGAUGUUUAUAAAGUUAAGAGAAGAAGUUUGGGAAACGUGGUUGGACUUUGAAGCUAGAAAAACAGAAGCGGAGGUUGCUGCGGACAGAGCUGCGGAGGAGCUUUCAUAUGCAAUGGUGGAGUUGAUGGACGCAGUCAACAUCCGUCCGUGGGAGGGUUACCGAACUGGCUAACAGUUUGCAUGCCUCUCUAAUUAUAUUUCAAUCUCUUUAUUUUUGUUCUCAGAUGAGUUUUAUUUUUAAUUCUUUUUUUUGUAAAAAAAAAUUCAUUUUUAAAUUUUAUUAUUUUAUCUUAUUUGAAGAAAUCUAUUUGAAUUGAUAAACUGUGAACUCAGUUUUGGGUCCGUCUGGGGCCACUAGUAACUUACUCUCUUCUUCAUAGAGAUAACACAUAAAUGAUUCAUAUUAUGAAAUCCUACAAUCUUCGUAGUGGAUUGCGAGGAGGCGUGGGUGGUGAUGACUUUUCCCAGUACCAAGUCGGCCUUUUGGUCUCUUUGGGAGACUAAUAUCCUUCUUCUUUUGCAGGAUUUGAUGUGUUUGUAACUAGGUUUCAUCUUCUUUGCAUUCCGAUUUGUCUGAGGCUUGCCCCGUCUGUUCUAAGCCGAGUUGUCCCUUGGCUUUUGGUGGUUCCUGUCCUCGAUUAGGUGGUUUGAGUGGUUCCAGUAGUGCUCAUAAGGUUUGCUAUAUUUUCCCUCUUGAUCAUUAGUGGCAAGGGCUUCAUCAACGACUUAUAUUGCAAACUUGAAGAUAUUAUCAAAAUCCAGCUACUCGGAGUAGCCUACUCCCGUGAUGUUACGAGAAGAUGGGCAUCUGAGACAACGAGGGUACGUAAAUUCCACAUUCAACGACUGAGAAUGGUGAUAGGAUUUUGGAACUUCCUAGCAGAUAGCGUCGGUGUUGUGGGCGAGCGAAGCUAGUCUAACUAUGUCAAAAACUGAAAACAAGAGUCGAUAUUCUAGGAUUAUGAAUCCAAUCUAGCGGAACGCGCCAGAAAUAUGGAUCAAAGCAAAGCUAAUUAGAAAACAUUUGAAUAAGAAUUUUGUACGAGUCCAGUU
Messenger RNA from Brassica napus (rape), 2542 nucleotides. RefSeq lists its product as uncharacterized. Bases 576 to 1661 code for a protein of 361 amino acids. The transcript is spliced from 3 exons. Lineage: Eukaryota; Viridiplantae; Streptophyta; Magnoliopsida; Brassicales; Brassicaceae. The record is from RefSeq and is a predicted model, not a curated record.